Morchella importuna is the source of this 312-nucleotide messenger RNA. RefSeq lists its product as uncharacterized. The record is from RefSeq and is a predicted model, not a curated record. The coding region runs from base 1 to 312 and encodes 103 amino acids. The transcript is spliced from 2 exons. NCBI's taxonomy places the organism in Eukaryota, Fungi, Ascomycota, Pezizomycetes, Pezizales, Morchellaceae.
AUGUUCGUCGAAGCUGCGGGGGCCUGCACAGACAUCUUCAACAGCCUCAUCGACCUCGAGAUGACGCUGCAUCUUCUCGUGGACAGCGGUGCCCUGAGUGCAACGGUCAAGGACGCACCCAUGAAGAAGAAGCUUGACGAGCUUGACGCGUUGGCUCAAGGUGUGCCUCUCGGGGAUAAGGAUGGUGGGUCGUGGACGAAGGAGGACCCGGAUAUAAAGCAGAUCAGGGAGUCGCUGGGGGAGAACACGGCUUUUGAUCCGCCCUCACCGAAGGCAGAUGAUUUGAGGAAGAAGGAGGAAGGAUGCGUAUGA